AAAUAAACAUGCCUCUAAAAAAAAAAAAACAAAAAAAACUGGGAACCUAGUAUUGUUUUCCCAUCUCCCUGUAAUCCUCAUGUUUUGGUAUUUUACACUGAAAUUGUACUUAUUGAACUAGUUUUCCAUUUAAAAAAUAAAUUGACCUUAACAUAAUGGUUGACUUAAAUGUUAUGUCGGCAUUAUAUAAUGACAAAAUAUUCUUACCUUGGGUAAAGGUAUAUAUAAUUUAGGUGGUUUUUUUUAAAAUCUGAAAGUAACUCAUGAAUCCCUUUUCUUACCUCCCCUAAAACUUGAGUAUUUCAUGUCACCCCUUGAAUAAGAUAUCCUUUUCAGGCUUAUCGUUCUGAUUGCUUAAUACUUUCUCUAAAGCUUUUUUUUGCCUCUUCUCUGUCCCUGUUUGUUUAUUUACUUAUUAGGUUGUAUAAUUAAAAUGGAACUAUUUUAUCCUAGAAAGCCAACUCUGAUAUUUUGGAAAGAUUCUGUGCCCCUAGAACACAUCCUAUUUGAAAAUCAAAUCUGGUUAUUGUGUAGAUCAUUAAAGAGGCUAUGGCAGGAAUUUAACUUUUGUGGUGGUGGAGAAUUGAGAGGUAGUAUAUAUCACGUUAUAGAAAAAAAUGUCUAAGUGAUUUUGAAAGUAAUCAUUGCUUUUAUUCUACUGAAGACUGUCAGUUUCAGGAGAAACUUGCAAAUAGAUGUACCAUUUCUUACUCAGGAUGUGUUUCAGAAAGUUAUAUAUGAUUAUUGUCUUUUUUUAAUGUGUUUUUUUUUUUAAGAUUUAUUUAUUUAUGCAUGCAAGAGCUGGGGUACAGGCCAGAGACGCGGGGGGUGAGAGGAUUCACCAGAGACAGAGUGGGGAACAGAACAGGCAGACUGACCGAAACAUACUGCUGAGGGGAGCAGCAGGCGAGACAGGAGAGGUCUGCUUUGCCAUGUGGGUUGCUCCCUGGCUGCCCGGGGAUUGAACUCGUGCUGCAGAGGCUGCGUUUUGCUUCAUAGUACGGUGCAUAACCCCUUGCACCACCAGGGAGGCCCAUGAUUAUUGUCUUAAAUGAAAUUGCAUUUAAUUAUACUAACAUAACUUACAGAGUCCUAUUCUGAAUAGUUUUGCAAAUCAGGAUAUACAUCAUCCUAGUUUUGUAUUAUUUGUGAUUUUCACAUAUGUAUUUGAGUGCUUAAAGCAAGAAAUAGAUUUAAAGAUAUCAGGUCAGGUUCUUGGCCUUUUUCAGUUUCAUGGCCUUUUGGAAGUAUUUUUUGUGGCUUUUUGGUGGCUUUAUAGUUAUUUAUGCUUUGUUAGGGCCAGUCUUUUUUUUUUAAUCAAAUUUUAAGGAUUGACCAUUCAUUUACAAAACUAUUACUUGGGGAGUAUAGCUUCAUAUACUUCAUCAUGUGCACAUGCUUAACCCUGGCUCCACCAAAGCUCCAGUGCCAAUACACUUACCACAUUAGUUCCUCUACCCCGCUUCUGCCCCCAUAGCCUCCACAUUUUUCAGAGUUGUUAGGGUCAAUCUUUAAAAACAGCUUCACAUGUUUAAAACUUUUUGAAUCACAUAAGCAUUGACUUCACAAAUGUUCUGGUUUUUCUUUUUGUUUUGUUUUGUUUUUGUGGGACCCUCGCCGGCGUCCAGGGAACAAACCAGUGCUGCAGAGGCUGCGGGCAGCCUCGCAGCCCAGCGCUCAACCGCUGCGCCACCAGGGGAGGCCCACAAGUGUUCUAUGUUCUUACCCUCCUCAUGCUAGAAGUUUAAAUUGCAUUAUGAUCCUGGACUUGUUGUGGUGAUGGUAAACUUAGCAGUGGGAGAACAGAUCCUAUUCCCAUUGUUGUCAAGUAUGAUGUCAUGGGCAUGGGCCGCAUGGAAAUGGAGCUUGAUUAUGCCGAAGAUGCUACCGAACGGCGCCGUGUCUUAGAAGUGGAAAAAGAAGACACAGAAGAAUUGAGACAGAAAUACAAGGAUUAUGUUGACAAAGAGAAGGCAAUUGCCAAAGCAUUAGAAGACCUCAGAGCCAACUUUUACUGUGAACUCUGUGAUAAGCAGUAUCAGAAACAUCAGGAAUUUGACAACCAUAUCAACUCUUAUGAUCAUGCACACAAGCAGAGAUUGAAAGAUCUCAAGCAGAGAGAGUUUGCUCGAAAUGUCUCUUCAAGAUCCCGCAAGGAUGAGAAGAAACAGGAAAAGGCCCUCAGACGACUCCAUGAGUUGGCAGAGCAAAGAAAACAAGCUGAAUGUGCACCUGGAAGUGGUCCUAUGUUCAGACCAACCACAGUGGCUGUAGAUGAAGAAGGUGGAGAUGAUGAUAAAGAUGAAUCAGCGACAAACAGUGCCACAAGUGCCACUGCUGCUUGCGGCCUGGGAUCUGAAUUCUCCACAGAUAAAGGAGGCCCUUUCACUGCAGUACAAAUCCCUAAUACCACUGGACUGACACAGGCUCCUGGGUUAGCCUCCCAAGGCAUCAGUUUUGGCAUUAAGAAUAAUCUGGGGACCCCAUUACAAAAGUUAGGAGUGUCAUUUUCUUUUGCCAAGAAGGCUCCUGUUAAACUUGAAUCAAUAGCAUCAGUUUUUAAGGACCAUGCAGAGGAAGGGACCUCUGAAGAUGGAACAAAAACUGAUGAGAAGGGUUCUGAUCAAGGGCUACAGAAGGUGGGAGACACUGAUGGUAGCAGUAAUGUUGAUGGUAAAAAAGAGGAUGAAGAUCCUCAGGAUGGAGGGUCCCUUGCCUCAACAUUAUCUAAGUUAAAAAGAAUGAAGCGAGAAGAAGGAGCUGGGGCUACAGAGCCAGAGUAUUAUCACUACAUCCCCCCAGCACACUGCAAGGUAAAGCCUAAUUUUCCCUUCUUACUCUUUAUGAGAGCUAGUGAACAAAUGGAAGGUGACAAUAGUACACAUCCAAAGAACACCCUAGAGAGCAAAAAAAGCAGUUCACCCAAGCCUAAAGGCUGCAUCAAGGUGACAGCAAGCCAAGGGGCAGAAAAGACAGUUAGUGAAGUCUCUGAACAGCAGCUGGAAAUCAGUGUGGCUGAACCCUCAGAGCCUGCAAGCAAAACUGAGACAAAGAAGGCCUCAGGAGGGGAUAUGAGUGAGCAGAGUUUAGACAGUCAGGGUCAGAAGGCUUCAGAGAUCCAAGUAUGUGAGUCUAACCCUUCUAAAGAAACUUCUCAGGCCACCUCAGCAGGGAAAGAAAGCCAAGAGGGACCCAAACAUCCUACUGGUCCAUUCUUCCCAGUUUUGAGCAAAGAUGAAAGCACCGCCCUCCAGUGGCCAUCGGAACUAUUAAUUUUCACCAAGGCGGAACCCUCCAUUUCAUACAGUUGUAACCCUUUAUACUUUGACUUUAAACUUUCAAGGAACAAGGAUACCAGAGCUAAAGGGACAGAAAAACCAAAGGUCAUGGGCAGUUCCUCAAAGGACCACCUCCAAAGCCUUGAUCCUGGCGAGCCAAAUAAAAGCAAGGAGGGGACAGAGAAUGUCGAACAUGAUGCGGGAGGCAGAAUGGAUGCAGCUGCUUCAGGGUCAGCCUGCAGCAGCCUGAAUAAGCAGGAACCUGGGGGCAGCCACGGGUCAGAGACAGAAGACACAGGGAGAAGCCUUCCUGGCAAGAAGGAACGAUCUGGGAAGUCCCACCGACACAAAAAGAAAAAGAAGCACAAAAAAUCCAGCAAACACAAACGGAAACACAAGAUUGACUCAGAAGAGAAGAGCUCGAAGGCGGAGUCCGGGGAGAAGUCUAAGAAACGCAAGAAACGAAAACGAAAGAAGAAUAAGUCAUCCGCACCGGCAGAUUCUGAACGGGGACCCAAAACGGAACCCCCGGGAAGUGGUAGCCCGGCACCCCCAAGACGACGACGGCGAGCUCAAGAGGACUCCCAGCAGAGAUCCCUCCCCGCGGAAGAGGGGAGCAGUGGCAAAAAGGAUGAAGGUGGGGGCGGUAGCAGCUCUCAGGACCACGGCGGAAGGAAGCACAAAGGCGAGCCUCCCGCCGCGUCUUGCCAGCGAAGAGCCAGCGCCAAACGGAGCAGCCGGUCCAGCCGUCGGAGUCGGCCCAGCAGCGGAGACGAGGAGAGUGACGAGGCGUCCUCACGCCGGCCGCACCCGAAGUCUCCAUCCCAGUACAGCGAGGAGGAGGAGGAGGAGGAGGAGGAGGAGGACUCCGCCAGCGAGCACUCUCGGAGCCGCUCCCGCUCGGGCCGGCGCCAUUCCUCACGCCGCUCUUCCCGGCGCUCUUACUCGAGUAGCUCAGAUGCUUCUUCGGACCAGAGCUGCUACAGCAGGCAGCGCAGUUACUCCGAUGACAGCUAUAGCGACUACAGUGACCGAUCACGAAGGCACUCCAAGCGCUCCCACGACUCUGAUGACUCAGACUACGCCAGCUCCAAGCACCGGUCCAAGCGGCACAAAUACUCAUCAUCUGAUGAUGACUAUAGCCUCAGUUGCAGUCAGUCCAGGAGUCGGUCCCGGAGUCAUACCAGGGAGCGCUCUAGAUCCCGGGGCCGUAGCCGCAGCAGCAGUUGUAGCCGCAGCCGGAGCAAACGAAGAAGCCGCAGCACUACAGCCCACAGCUGGCAGCGGAGCCGGAGCUAUAGCCGGGACCGCAGCCGCAGCACCAGGAGCCCUUCCCAGAGAUCGGGCUCCAGGAAGGGGUCCUGGGGUCAUGAGAGCCCUGAGGAGAGGCGUUCUGGGCGUCGAGACUUCAUUCGCUCUAAAAUCUACCGUUCCCAAUCUCCACACUAUUUCCGAUCAGGCCGGGGGGAAGGUUCUGGAAAGAAAGAAGAUGGCAGAGGAGAUGACUGUAAAGGGGCAGGCCCACCCUCCCAGAAUAGCAACAUUGGCACAGGAAGGGGGUCAGAAGGUGACUGUAGCCCUGAAGACAAGAACUUUGUCACUGCCAAACUGCUAUUGGAGAAGAUCCAGUCAAGGAAGGUAGAGAAGAAAACCAGUGUGGGUGAAGAAGUUUUGGCCACCCCUAAUAAAGCUGGGCUCAAACUCAAAGACCCCCCACAAGGCUACUUUGGACCCAAGCUACCCCCUUCUCUGGGUAAUAAGCCUGUCCUUCCGUUGAUAGGAAAGCUCCCAGCUACCCGAAAACCCAAUACCAAGAAAUGUGAAGAGUCUGGCUUAGAAAGGGGAGAAGAGCAAGAGCAGUCAGAGACAGAGGAAGGACCUUCAGGGAAUAGUGAUGCCCCAUUUGGACAUCAGUUCCCCUCAGAGGAAACCACUGGCCCCUUAUCAGACUCACCCCCAGAAGAGCCAAAGUCUGAAGAAGCUACUGCUGAUCAUCCUGUGGCUCCACUAAGCACCCCAGUGCACUCUGACUGCUAUUCUGGGGACCCAACCAUCUCCCAUAACUACCUCCCUGACCCCAGUGAUGGGGACACCCUAGAAUCCUUGGAUAGUGGCAGUCAACCCGGCCCUGUGGAAUCUAGCUUGCUGCCUAUUGCCCCAGACCUUGAGCAUUUCCCCAGUUAUGCACCUCAUAGUGGGGAGCCUAGUAUUGAGUCAGCUGAUGGGGCCGAGGAUGCUUCACUGGCCCCCCUAGAGAGCCAGCCCAUCACCUUCACCCCUGAGGAGAUGGAGAAGUACAGCAAGCUCCAGCAGGCCGCACAGCAACACAUCCAGCAGCAGCUUUUGGCCAAGCAAGUGAAGGCCUUUCCAGCCUCCGCUGCUCUGGCCCCAGCCACUCCAGCCCUGCAGCCCAUCCACAUUCAGCAGCCAGCCACUGCCUCUGCCACCUCCAUCACAACUGUUCAGCAUGCCAUCCUGCAGCAUCAUGCAGCGGCUGCCGCCGCCGCCAUCGGCAUUCACCCCCAUCCCCAUCCCCAGCCACUUGCCCAAGUCCAUCAUAUUCCCCAACCACACCUGACUCCCAUUUCUUUAUCUCACCUCACUCAUUCGAUCAUCCCUGGCCACCCUGCCACCUUUCUUGCUAGCCAUCCCAUCCACAUCAUUCCUGCCUCAGCCAUCCAUCCUGGACCCUUCACCUUCCACCCUGUCCCCCAUGCUGCCCUCUACCCUACCCUACUUGCCCCACGGCCUGCUGCAGCAGCUGCCACUGCCCUCCACCUUCACCCACUACUUCACCCCAUCUUCUCAGGUCAGGACCUGCAGCACCCUCCCAGCCAUGGCACAUGAGUAGGGUGGGAGCCUAGGGAUGGCCAGGGAAGGUAACCCAUAGACGUUCCCUUGGGGGUGUUGAGCCAUUGAUACCAGCAAGUAGAAGCUGGGAUGGGCAGUGUCUGACAGCCAAAGAAUUGAAUUUUGGCUUGUGGGGGUGGUUUUAGAUUUGAGGUUUGCUUUGGGUUUACUAUCAGGGAUUUUUUUCCCUUUCCCCGUCUGUUUGUCUCCUCUUCCCCCCCCCCCCCGUGUUUCUAAACUAGGGGACACCAAUAAGUGCUGCCCACCUACUCUGUGGCAACGCCCCUAAACUGUCGAGUUUAGAUACUCCCCUUCACCUACCUUUUAUCCUCUGCUCUUUCCGUCUAAAUUUUGAAAUAUUUUCCACUUUGGCCAGCGGUUGUCCAUCUGGUCCUGCCUUGUCUUUGAUCUUCCUUGGUGACCUUAUGCUAUCCUGGGUGAGGUGGAAAGGGGGUCUGACCUGGAACCCGAUGCUUCUCAGGCUGUUUUCAGUCCACUUCCCACGCACAGUGCCACGCGUUGGGCACUGUUGUCGUCAUGCCCCUCAUCCCAGAAGAGAAGAUCCUAUCAUGAAUAGAAGCUGUGUGGAAGCUAGAGUCGCCCGUGUCCCUCCCCAGAGAGGAACUCAUGUGUCUGAAGGGUGUGUUUUCUUCUGUCAUGUUGAUGUUUCCUUCUUAAUUUAUAGGAUUUUUUUAAUGUAAAAAAUUGCACUGAACUCUAUAAACGUAAAUGCUGCUUUUUGUAGCUCAUAUUAAAAAAGAAGUUCCAUAUUUGUAGUAUACUGCAAUAAUAUUUUUUACAUCCAGCUCUUUAAGUGAUCCUUGUUUUGGUGGCUUUGUGUAAAUAUGUUUGCCCUAGUUGAAUUAAGAAACUUCAAAGGUUAUAAAGUGAAAACAAUAAAGUAUUUGUUUUCUGCUAGAUGCAAAAAUGACUAAGCAUGUAUAUUUUAUCAAGCUCAUGUAUUUUUUGAAGUUAUGAACUAUAAAAAUGUUAAAACAAGGGAAACACUGUUUGACUUUUUUUGCUGGGACAAAAUGUUUAGUAAUUUGCAGUAAGUGGUGCCCCCAGCACUGGGAUUUUUUUAACUAAUGGGCAGCAGUCAGUUGGGGGGUGUCAGAGGAAUGAUGCUCAGUUAUGACAGUCUCUCAUGUGCUUUGCUGUUUUAUACAGAGAAACAGAAGGACCCCACAGAGGAAGAGGGAGAGAUUCAAGAGCUUUAUUCUCUGGAAGCAGUGACAUUUAGAGUGAUUGUCUGGGGGAUCCUGGGUCUCCUGGGUGCCUUGUUCCGGGCAGUCCAUUUGCCUUCCUACUACUUAGCCCCCUCUGACAAUUUUUUUUUUUUUUUAAUGUGCCUUUUGGGUUGGCUAGAAACUAAAGUAGAAGUAGACUGGAGGAUGAUAGAGUUGGGAUAGAUUUCUUCCUCCUUUUUUGGGGAGGCGAGCACAUUUAUAGAUGACCACAUUUUCUUCUGCUUCAUAGUUCCAUGCCUUCUGCCCAGCUUAGUUUAAGCAGUAACAAUUCCCUUUUUUUCCCUCCCGUGUCACCUGCCAGAGGAAAUACCACCUCACUUCCUCUCCUCUUCUUGCCUUUCACCCGGGCUCUCAGACCUAAUUAGCACACUGACCCAAAGGUGUACAUAUUGCAGAUCUCAUCUUCGGUGUAGAUAAACUGUUCCCAUUUGGCAUUUCCAUACUUGUUCCUGUGACUAGAGCUGGUUGGGUGGUCACCUGACAGGAAAAACAAACCCCGCUUACCUGGGCCAAGGCUCUGUUCUGCCUUUCUUCUCAAAUUCCCAGAAGACAAAGGUUUUGAGUCUAUGAGAAGCAAGUGCUAGACAGACAAAGUUCUUGACUUUCAGUGUUCCUUGUCUGACGCAAGCAUCACAUUUUUGACAGGUAGCACUGAAAAAAAUGAUAUCUGUUUGAAGUGAAGGGACUCAUCUUUCUUUACUUUCAGCUCAUGUAAAUAUUUUUAAAAAUACAGUAUUAACAUUUUUGUGCUGCUUCCCAUUAGCUUGUAGAUUGAGCCAUACUCUGGCUGCCUCUCUGCCUUCCUGGGGGCAGUUUUCCUUUAACUUCCAGAAUAGUAAUUUUAAAACUUAAAAAAAAAAAAAAAAACCUUACUUACAAGCAUUACAGAUUGUAUUUAACUUUAUCACAUAUGAUAGAGAUAUAUAUGCUGUAAAAUUAGGGAAAGGAACUUUCUAAUAAACCGAUGAUUUGUGGAAACUUAGCAGACUCUGUCGUGAUUGUUGCUCCAUCCACACAAGUUGGGAAGGAAUGGAGUUACGGGCUACAAAUAAGAUCGUGUUUGAAGUGACCAAGAAAUUCUUGUGUACCAGUGGUUUAUGAUGUUUGGAAUUGUUCUUAACACUCAGGCUGCCCACGUCAAGAGGUGACUCUCAGGCUGCCUUUGCCGUGGGACAGAGUAAUGGUAAAGUUUCAGCCCUUGGUAGAUAACUUGACAAGUGCACCUCCAUUCCAAUCUUUCCCACGAUCAUUUUCUAGUUCUACCCUUCUCACUUCAGAAAAAUAUUCUUUAAUAGAAUGUCUGGUAUGUUUGUGCUUACUAAAUGGGUGUAGAAUUUCUGGCUUUGAUUUUUAAGAUAGUGUAUGAACUUCAUACUAUACAAUACUCAUCUGUCCCGCCUUUGCCCUCCAGAUGGAGUUCUAUGUACAAGAACCAGACUUGAAGUAUUCUCAACCCUUUAAUUCCACUACAGUGCAUGAGAGCUGCCUGGAAAAAGGGAGUGCGUCGUAAUGGAUAGUAGAUAAAAACCUCUUCUCUUCUGUGUCAAGAAACUGCAAAGUGCAAGGAAGUUGAGCAUCAAAAACUAACCAUAGAUUUGUAGUGCUAAGUUAGUUUCCUGCCCAGUCUUUCAGAAAGGAAUAGUACGAAGACUCACUCUCGUACAGCUGUGUUCUCCCCUUGGCUAGAGAAACUAUUCAGUUUGAACCUUGGAUUGCGUGCUCAGAUGUGCCUAUUUUCCUAAAAUAGCAAGAUCCCUGCCUGGAAGUGAUUUUUAAUUAGUAGAAUUUUACUUAACUGAUGGCUGAUUUCAGGCCCACUAUGGUUUUUCUGCAGGCAAGAUGUUGAAUGAAAGAGGCCAACUGACCUAUUUAGAGGACGCUAUGUGAAGGUGUAUGCAUCUGCAUGAUUCCAAUGGGGUUCUACCCCGAAGUACUUGCUCCUCUACACCCUGGAGGACUAAUGGAGACCUUGUCAACAAUUUACAUUCUCAUUUGCCAGAAAUACCUUCACCUCCCCGUUAUCAAUUCAUGUCUGAAUUAUUGCAAUUCUCUGGCUGGCCUCCCUGACUAGGCUCUAACUCCCUGUGCCAUCAUAGGCUUACUCACUCCAGAAUCUGAGUACCGUUCAUUUCGUAUUCACUGCUUCCCAGGAAAUUGUAAGCUCUGGGAGGACAGGGACUGGUUCUUGUACUUCCUCUUUUCCUUAACGCCUUAGGGUGUUUCACCUAGAGUUGAAUGUUCACUAAGCAUUAAUUAUAGUUCAAGAAAGAUAAGAGCAAAG
Molecule: messenger RNA, 9659 nt
Organism: Talpa occidentalis (Iberian mole)
Lineage: Eukaryota; Metazoa; Chordata; Mammalia; Eulipotyphla; Talpidae
Gene: GPATCH8
Product: G-patch domain containing 8
Exons: 7
Coding region: 1839-6125 (1428 amino acids)
Cellular component (GO): nucleus
Molecular function (GO): nucleic acid binding
Source: RefSeq, a predicted model, not a curated record